Messenger RNA from Portunus trituberculatus (swimming crab), 468 nucleotides. RefSeq lists its product as uncharacterized. The coding region runs from base 1 to 468 and encodes 155 amino acids. NCBI's taxonomy places the organism in Eukaryota, Metazoa, Arthropoda, Malacostraca, Decapoda, Portunidae. The record is from RefSeq and is a predicted model, not a curated record. The transcript has 3 exons. Gene Ontology annotation, biological process: proteasome assembly.
AUGUGUAAAAAUCUGCUGCUCACCAUGUGGAUGUAUUUAAAGGCUAUUUAUAUUCCCUCUCAGAUUGGUAUGGCAUCGUUGUUUAAGGAGAAUCCAGAUCGGCCCAACUGUGUGCACUCUAAAAUCUUUGCCAAGCUGAUCAAUGGUGUACACACUGAGUUUGCUGUCUUGGUGUACAGCAAUCGGAUCUUUGUAACUGUUAGUCAGUGUGGGAAGAUUGGGAACCUCUUCAGUGUCCAUCAGGAAUCCUCACAGGACAAGGGUGCCUUUUCUGCCAAGGCAUUAACCAUCUUUACCAUAAAGUGUCUCCUUGGAGUGGACUCGGAGGAGACAGAACAGUCUGUUCGAUUGUUGGCAGAGAAACUUGAUACAUCUCUGCCGUUACUGAUAUCCCUCACCCUGCCUUCCCUUGACCGCUCCACAACUGUACAGGUUGCAGAAGCUUUACUGGAGAAAAGGUGUUGGUAG